UCCACAGAACCAGAAGGCCUGUUGCCAGGUAACCAGAUCUCCCUUCAUUUGCCAACACAGCACCCUGAGCUGCUGACCCACCAGCCUCCCACCGUCUUUCCCUCCGUGGGACCCUAAAAAGCAGGAGGAAGGGAGAAGCAAGAGCCCAGCCAGCACCCCCAGGCCACCUGCGGCUCCCCCAGCCACCGUUUCACUGCGAGGACCUGGCCGCCGGGCCCCCUGACUCAGCAGCAGCAUGAGUCUGGGCAUCAUGGAGGAGGAAGACCUGGCCGAGUACUUCCGGCUGCAGUAUGGGGAGCGCCUGUUAAAACUGCUACAGAAGUUCCCCAACAUUGACGAGCAGUCGGAGUCCCCAUCCAUCCGGCUCCUGGAGAAGAAGAAGGAGGCCAAGAUCAUGCACCGUGCCUUGGAGCAGAAAAAGGAGACAUUUCAGCGUAGAAUGGAAACCCUGAACCUGCGCUGGGAGGAGUUGGGCAUCAAGGAGGCCCAGCUGAAGGCCCACAUCCAGAAGUUUGAGCAGUUCAUCCAG
Messenger RNA from Leptonychotes weddellii (Weddell seal), 529 nucleotides. NCBI's taxonomy places the organism in Eukaryota, Metazoa, Chordata, Mammalia, Carnivora, Phocidae. The record is from RefSeq and is a predicted model, not a curated record.